ACAUCUGACGGCAGUGGAAAACCGGCUGCAAUUUCUCGAAUCCGUACUUGGGAGGCUUUUUCCAAGCGGAGAGAUGGAAACAAUCACGCGUGCCUUACUCAUGAACGAUGACUCUAUCGAUCGAGCUUCCAUCGAUUCAAAUAGACAGUUCGCAGUCGAUGAUCCAUUCCCAUCUGACCCUACGAUCUUGGACGAUAUACUCAAUACAGUGGAGACUGCGCCACCGGAGUUCGGGACUGAUAAUCAUAUGGACACUGAACCGCAAGCUCAAAUAUCUUUCCACUCCCCUGAGCCUUCAGAAACGACCGGAGCCGAAAGAGCGUUUCUCAAUCGGUACUUCCUUCAUUAUCACACGCUUUACCCCAUCUUGCAUGAGCGAAAGUUUCGAUCAGAGUACGAAAGCCACACAGCCUCACGCCAUAUGCCGGUAUUGGCAAAUAUGGUCCUGGCUUUCGGGGCAUGGCUGUCUACUGAUGCUCGUCAAGACGUGGAUAAGAUUUAUUUUGCUAAGGCGCAAGAUCAUGUGCGGAAGCUUUCUAUGGAAGACAAAGGUGACAUGACUCUAGUGCAAGGUUUAGUAUUGUUGAGUGAAUUUGCCCAGAAACAAGCGAGUCCCGACUCGAGUAUACACUAUAUUGGGACCGCUGUUCGAAUAGCACUCGCUCUCAAUCUUCACAUCGAGCCCUCGGACACGAAUAUCAGUGAACUUGACAAGGAAAUUCAACGGCGAGUAUGGUGGAGCGUUUAUUGUGCCGAGAGCUGUUCAGCAAAAAUCUACGGUCGUCCACUCUUACUGCCCGAGGACGCGUUGAUAACUAUCAAGCCGGUUUCUAAUAUUCAUGAGAAUUCAGAUGACUCGACAGUGUACACUGGCUUGAUACUGCAAUCCAGUUACCAUCGCAUGGCGAAUCAGAUUUAUCGCCGUCUGUUAGCCACCCCCACUAUCACACCUCAAGAUGUUCAUGAAGUUGAACAAAUCAUAAACGCUUGGCAUAGUGGUUCGUCCUUCUGUGUGCAAUUGACCGACCGUUCCUCCACGCCUGAUUGGCACGUCGCAGCCCGUCGCCGCCAAAUCCUGUGUGACCAAAGCCUUCGACUGCUAAUCCACCGGCCAUUGCUUCUAAGGUGGCUGAAAUCGAAGUCUAUGAACAGUGGACCAUUAGCAGAGACACACCCGGAUGAACUUCAUUGUCGCGCGCAGGGACUUAAGAUCGCUCGGGCUACAAUCGGACUUGUUCCUCUCAUCCAUUUAAAAGCAGACCCUGCCUCCCCGGGAUCAAUAACUUGCAUCCAAGACAUCAAAAAGGCAGAGGUGGCUUUAGAUCAUCUUUAUAUUGACCGAGAUGCGCUGUCAGGUUACUUUGUGUUUGUCAUGCGUCGUCUGUUCCAGGUGGCCUCUCGGAUAAGUAGUGAACAUUACGGUCAAACGCUAUCACAUAGCAACCAAAACACAGUGAAACCGCAAGAUGUACAGCCAUCCCCGAAUAGUAUUUUCGGAAAUGUGGAGAUGGCUUUACUUGAGGAUGAUGCUCCCAGGUCCUCAUCUGGAUUCGAUUUCUCGGACUGGGUGCACUCAUGA
Messenger RNA from Penicillium maclennaniae, 1579 nucleotides. Its product is annotated as fungal specific transcription factor domain-containing protein. Lineage: Eukaryota; Fungi; Ascomycota; Eurotiomycetes; Eurotiales; Aspergillaceae. The record is from RefSeq and is a predicted model, not a curated record. Bases 74 to 1579 code for a protein of 501 amino acids. Gene Ontology annotation, molecular function: zinc ion binding; DNA-binding transcription factor activity, RNA polymerase II-specific; RNA polymerase II cis-regulatory region sequence-specific DNA binding. Gene Ontology annotation, cellular component: nucleus. Gene Ontology annotation, biological process: positive regulation of transcription from RNA polymerase II promoter by galactose; DNA-templated transcription. The transcript is spliced from 3 exons.